GACGAAACGGGACAAUGAAAAGCAAGAUGGCGUCUGAUCGAUAAUACGCUUUUGUUUUUUGUUUUGUGUGUUCUUAAUCAGGGCGUACAUGUACAAAUAAUUGUUGUUUAACAGCGUUACCAUCGUAAAUAAUUGUUUGUUUUGGGACACGCUUGUCUGGGGUCUUGGCGCACUUUGCUGCUUCUCGUGCUAGCGUAGCUUAGCUUGUUAGCUUAGCUUGUUAGCUGCUAACCAGCUACCAACACGUCGCUAAGCAGAGAUCAGGUUUAAGUGUAAAGUGUUGUGAUUGUGUGAAAAUGUGCGAAAGAACGAUUGCAGAGUACGAGGAGGAACUUUCUCCAACAAAAGAGGAGAAGGAGCGACAACAUCAACUACUGGACGCUGUUUUCAAGGAACAUCAAGUUGUGUCACACAGAACAGACAUCCAGCAGCCCCCUCAUAUUGAAGAAGGAGAUCCACUACCCCUUCAUGUAAAAGAGGAAGAGGAGGAGCCACAGGCUACCCAUGUUAAAGAGGAAGAGGAGAAUAUCUGGAUCACUCAGGAGGAAAAGUGUCUUCUAGGGCAGGAGGAGGCUGAUCUCACCAAGUUUCCACUGACUGUCGUCUCUGUGAAGACCGAAGACUACGAAGACAAACCACCUGAGUCUGCAGAGCUUCAUCACAGUCCAAAUGACCAGCAGCUGCUUGGUUGUCAAGAAAAAACAUACCCUAACUUGCUGGAGGUGAGCUCCACUUUGAAGAUGGAAGAUCCACAGCCCCGCCACAUUAAAGAGGAAGAGGAAGAACUCUGGAUCACUCAGGAGGAAGAGUGUCUUCCAGGACAGGAGGAGGCUGAUCUCACCAAGUUUCCACUGACUGUUGUCUCUGUGAAAACUGAAGACCAUGAAGACAAACCACCUGAGUCCUCACAGCUUCAGCACAGUCCAAGUGAGAAGAACAGAUCCAUGGAACCUUCAAGCAGCGGCUCACCACAACACACAACGGAAGGUGAUGGAGACCACUGUGGAGGAUCAGAGGAAGAAAACCUCAUUGCGCCACUGUCGGACAGUGACGACACAACAUCACACGUUAAUGUAAAUACGGAAAGAGGAGAAAGACCUUUCAGUUGUUCAGUGUGCCCGAAAAAGUUCUUCCAAAGGGUAAGGAUGCUGUCACAUAUGAGAACACACACAGGAGAAAGACCAUUUAGUUGUUCUGUUUGCGGCAAACGUUUCUUUGACAAAAGUACUUUGAAAAUGCACAUGAAAACACACACAGGGGAAACUCCUUACAGUUGUUCCGUUUGUGCCAAAGGCUUUGUCAGAAACUCUGAUUUGGCGCGACACACGCAGACACACACAGGAGAAAAACCUUUCAGUUGUUCGGACUGUGGCAAAAAAUUCUCAAAAAGGGAAACGAUGCUGUCCCACAGUCUGACACACACAGGAGACAAACCUUUCAGUUGUUCGCUUUGCAGAAAAGGCUUCUUUAGAAACUCUAGUUUAACUCGACACAUGAGAAUACACACAGAAGAGAAAACUUUCAGUUGUCCAGUUUGUGCGAAGGGCUUUUUUAGGAACUCUUGCUUGACUCGACACAUGACAAUACAUACAGAAGAAAAGCAUUUCAGUUGUUCGGCGUGUGGAAAAAAAUUCUCGAACAAAUAUAGAAUGCAAACGCACAUGAGAACACACACAGAAGAAAAAACCUUUGGUUGUUCAGUUUGUGCAAAAUACUUUUUAAAAAAACAGGAAUUGUUACGGCACAUGCGGACACACACUGGAGAAUAACUUGUUCUUUUUAAAUGGACUCCGGCAGAAACACUAACGGUCUAAUGUAGGGCUUCUCUGAAGUUCGGACCAUGGACCGGAUCCGGACUGCGGAACAGGUCUGACCAAGUAAGCAUCCAGCCAGCCCACCUUAUUUUAGCUACUGGUUAAAAAAGUAACUGUUUCGUAAUGUUACAGGGGAACAUUAUCACAAUUUCAAAAGGGUUAAAAACAAUAAAAAUAAGUUCCCAGUGGCUUGUUGUAUUUUUUGAAGUUUUUUUCAAAAUUUUACCGGUCCCGGAAUAUCCCUAAAUAAAGCUUUAAAGUGCCUUAUUUUCGCUCUCUGCGAAGACACUGGCCAUUUCCCUAUGACGUCACAGUGCUGCCAAUGUAAACAAACAAUGGGAAUACCAAAGCAAGAUAUAGCGACAUUAGCUCGGAUUAAAACUCGGAUUUCAGCGACUUAAGCGAUUCAACAGAUUACGCAUGUAUUGAAACAGAUGGUUGGAGUAUGAAAAUAUUGAAGAAGAAACUGAAGCUAUUGAGCGAAUAGCUAUUGACGCUAUUCAUAGCCAUAGCAUGGCCGAAUAGCUGCGUUAGCAUCGCCGGUAAAAUGUGCGGACCAAACGAUCAGGACUUUCGCAUCUUUUGACACUGGAGCAACUUAAAUCCGUCGAUUGGUAAGUGUUUGUUUCGCAUUAAAUGUGGGUGGAAGGAAAUGUAAUAUAGUUGCAAAUGCAUCUACAGGUUAUCCAUACAUCUCUGUACCAUGUCUGCUUUAGCACCGCCGGUAAAUAGCAUGUUAGCAUCGAUUAGCGUAGCAUGUUAGCAUCGAUUAGCUGGCAGUCAACAUCAACAAAACUCACCUUUGUGAUUUCGUUGACUAUCGUUGCAAAUGCAUCUGCAGGUUAUCCAUACAUCUCUGUGCCAUGUCUGCCUUAGCAUCGCCGGUAAAAUGUGGAGAAAACUCCAGCACAUUCAAUGGGGGUCUGGCGGCAGGCACUUUGACAUCUUCGGGCCAGUGGUGCAACUUGAAUCCCUCCCUGUUAGUGUUGUUACACCCUCCGACAACACACCCACGAGGCAUGAUGUCUCCAAGGUUCCAAAAAAAUAGUCAAAAAACCGGAAAAUAACAGAGCUGAGACCCGGUGUUUGUAAUGUGUUGAAAAUGAAAAUGGCGGGUGUUGUACCUCAGCGACAUCAUAUUCUGACGUCAUCCCCUCCAGAGCGAUACACAGAAAGGCGUUUAAUUCGCCAAAAUUCACCCAUUUAGAGUUCGGAAAUCGUUUAAAAAAAUAGAUGGUCUUUUUUCUGCACCAUCAAGGUAUAUAUUGACGCUUACAUAGGUCUGCUGAUAAUGUUCCCCUUUAAGAUUCAGGAUAUAAUAUUUUGCAUUUGAUUUUUUUAAUAAAUAUUUCCCAAGUGCUGUUCAAGAGAGCAAAGCAUUAACACAGCUUUCCCAAGUAUCCUACUUUCAUUUAGGAUGCUUCCUUCCAAUAUUUUCUUUUGCACACAGGAACAAAGUUAUUUCAUGUUAACCAAAAAUGACCAGAGUCAAAAUUAUUCGCCCCCAUGAAGCUAAUAGGCGAUUGUGUGUCAUUUUUACUGUAAAGGCCUGCCUUUUACUGUACACAGUUUUCCACAAGUCUUACACACACCACCUGAGCAAUCUCAGCCCAUUCUUCUAUGGCAGGGGUCGGGAACCUUUUUGGU
Molecule: messenger RNA, 3461 nt
Organism: Nerophis ophidion (straightnose pipefish)
Lineage: Eukaryota; Metazoa; Chordata; Actinopteri; Syngnathiformes; Syngnathidae
Product: zinc finger protein 391-like
Exons: 3
Coding region: 297-1769 (490 amino acids)
Biological process (GO): regulation of transcription by RNA polymerase II
Cellular component (GO): nucleus
Molecular function (GO): DNA-binding transcription factor activity, RNA polymerase II-specific; RNA polymerase II cis-regulatory region sequence-specific DNA binding
Source: RefSeq, a predicted model, not a curated record